AUGGCAACGAGCGAGCUACCUUUUCGGGGCAGCGCUAUUCGCGCGGCGAUUGUCGGUGCGAUGUCGGUGCUCUCAGCCUCAACUGACAUCGAUCCUUUGGCUAUUGCGCAAGCCAUUUCCAACGACGGUCGGUCGGGCUCGUUGGUGCAAGCGGACAAACCGUCCACGAAAUCGAACGGCGAUCAAUCCAUGUCCGAUGAUAUGUGUUCGUGGUCAACGUGUGACCAAAACGUGUACCAGUUCUUGGCCAAUCCCAGUCAAUUAUGGGGCUUUACGCCGUGUCAAUCGUGCGCUGGCCCUGGUCAAAAGUGCGAAAAUGCCACUGUGUGCCGUGACGAUAUGUAUUUGGGCUUUGACCAAGUGCAAAAUCGCUCGUUCCCCCCCGGUCACCCCCGCAAGUCGACAGCGUGUGCCUUGAACACGCAGUCGAAAAAGUGCAUCAACGCCGUGUACCAGUUUUGUUGCCUUCCUGGAUCUCCUGGAUGUGGUAAUACAGACGUGCCUACAUGCACCGCGGGCGGAUGCGCGCAGUUCGUUCAACGCGGGUCGGCGCCCCCUGGUUCCGUCGUGAUCCCAUGUCCGUUCUUGAACACGUCUGCCACGUGCGACGCCCCGGCGUGCAAGGAUCCGUGGUGGGUGCAAGAAAUCACGGCCGACUUCUUGUCUGGUAAAAACAACUGUCGCGGUCCCUCGUGCAGCAAAGCCCAACUUGCAAAUAUGUGA
This is a messenger RNA of Aphanomyces astaci, 723 nucleotides long. RefSeq lists its product as hypothetical. The record is from RefSeq and is a predicted model, not a curated record. Bases 1 to 723 code for a protein of 240 amino acids. The transcript is spliced from 6 exons. Lineage: Eukaryota; Oomycota; Saprolegniomycetes; Saprolegniales; Verrucalvaceae.